Messenger RNA from Pyrenophora tritici-repentis Pt-1C-BFP, 957 nucleotides. NCBI's taxonomy places the organism in Eukaryota, Fungi, Ascomycota, Dothideomycetes, Pleosporales, Pleosporaceae. The record is from RefSeq and is a predicted model, not a curated record.
AUGUCCAAAUCAGCACGUACGUCUGGCGCGUCGAAGCGUCUGGCCGAAGAUGGAGGUUCGUUUCCUCUCUACAAGUCUCUUUACAAUUUGUCUUUGCAUCAGUCGCCUCGAUCGAGUCUCCUUACUGACGACAUGACCGCAGACAUUUGCCCCGUAUGCAAAUCGUCGCGCUAUCUCAACUCUACCAUGCAGUUCAAGAUCAACCCGACAUGCUACCACCGUAUGUGCGAUACAUGCGUAGAGCGAUUGUUCAACAAGGGAAACAACAUCUGUCCUGUGGCGGGAUGCGCGAAGACGCUCACCUACAGAGGUUUUAGAAGGGCAACCUUUGACGAUCUAAAGGUGGAGAGAGAAGUGGACCUGAGGAAAAAGGUCAUGAAGAUUAUGAACAAGAAGGAAGACGACUUUGAGACGCUCAGAGACUACAACGAUUACCUCGAACAAGUCGAAGAAAUCACAUGGAACCUCAUCCUCAACAUUGACGUUGAGGCGACGAACAACAAAUUGGCGCGCUUCGAUGCGCUCCAGAAAGCCGAGGCAGCAAAUGCGGGCGCGUCCAAGGCUGGAAAACCAAACACGGUACCAACCAAGGACGAUAACGACAUUGUCUUCCAUGGUCUCAAAAAGCGCAUUCCGCCCCCGAAAGAGAUACCGUUCGACCCAUGGGGCGGGUACAACAUCACACCGCAAUACUAUGUAUUGCAGGACAACUACGACGUCGACUGGUAUACACGUAUGAAGAAGGACCCUGCGCAUCUGGUAGGAGGACACAGUCUACAAGAUUACUGCAGUCGGGCAUUGCGCGAGGCAUUUGGCGGUUUGGGCGUCUUCAUCGAAGACGAGAUCAACGCCAGAGACGCGCCUUCAAUACCAUCCAUGGACGCAGACGUCGGAACAGAGCAUGCAGCUGCAGCAGCCAUGACCACAGGCGAAGUCAACAUGGACGACAUCUUUUAG